Molecule: messenger RNA, 969 nt
Organism: Yarrowia lipolytica CLIB122
Lineage: Eukaryota; Fungi; Ascomycota; Dipodascomycetes; Dipodascales
Cellular component (GO): FAR/SIP/STRIPAK complex
Molecular function (GO): protein serine/threonine phosphatase activity
Source: RefSeq, a predicted model, not a curated record
AUGACAUCCAACCUCGACUUGGACGAGUGUAUAGAACGACUGUACAGAAAAGAGCUGCUUCCAGAGGUGGUGGUGGAGUCUUUGUGCACCAAGGUCAAGGAGCUGCUUGUCAAGGAGUCCAACGUGGUGCACAUUCAGGCGCCGGUCACGGUGGUGGGCGAUAUCCACGGUCAGUUCCACGAUCUCAUUGAAAUCUUCCGCAUAGGAGGAUACUGCCCAAACACAAACUACCUGUUCUUGGGCGACUACGUGGACCGGGGGUUGUUUAGUGUCGAAACCAUCACUCUGCUGGUGUGUCUCAAGCUGCGGUACCCCACUCGAAUCAAUCUGAUUCGGGGCAACCACGAGUCUCGAGGUAUCACACAAAACUACGGCUUUUACACCGAGUGCGUUCGCAAAUACGAUAGCGGCAACGUGUGGAUGUACUUUACCGACCUUUUUGACUACCUGACGCUGUCUGUGGUCAUCGACAACUCCAUAUUUUGUGUCCACGGUGGUCUUUCGCCGACCAUCCACUCCAUCGACCAAAUCAAGGUGGUUGACCGGUUCCGUGAGAUUCCCCACGAGGGUCCCAUUGCAGAUCUUGUGUGGUCGGAUCCAGAUGAACAGAGAGCAGAUUUCGCAUUAUCGCCCAGAGGAGCAGGGUAUACGUUUGGCAUUGACGUGGUCAAGAAGUUUCUGGAGGUCAACGACAUGAAACACAUUCUGCGGGCGCACCAGUUGUGCCAGGAGGGCUACCAGGUGCUGUUUGACGACCGCUUGUCCACGGUAUGGUCGGCACCAAACUACUGCUACAGAUGUGCGAAUCUGGCAUCGGUGUUGGAGGUCAACCUGGCUGGUGAGAGGUUCUUCAAUGUGUUUGAUGCCGCUCCCGAGAACGAAGAGCAUCAGCAGAUCAUACUGCAGGAGUUUGAAAAUCCUCAGAUGAACUCGUUGCCAUUGCCAAGGCCGGUGGAGUACUUCCUGUAA